UUUCUUCUUUUUAGCCAAAAACAAAAAAAGAAUAGAAUGGAAGGCGGAGGACCACCUCAGCCGGCGGACACCGAGAUGACGGAAGCAGGCCAACCGCCCCACUCUCAGCAGCCGCAGCAACCCGACCCACAAAACCAGCAACAGCCGCCGCAAAUGGAAAACAUUCCGGCCACUCUCAGCCACGGCGGCAGGUUUAUUCAGUACAAUAUAUUUGGGAACAUUUUUGAGGUCACUGCUAAAUAUAAACCCCCUAUCAUGCCCAUCGGUAAAGGAGCCUACGGCAUCGUUUGUUCUGCAUUGAAUUCCGAGACGAAUGAGCACGUGGCAUUAAAGAAGAUAGCGAAUGCGUUUGAUAACAAGAUUGAUGCAAAGAGAACUCUUCGUGAAAUCAAGCUGCUUCGCCACAUGGAUCAUGAAAACGUAGUUGCAAUCAGGGACAUUAUUCCACCACCCCAGAGGGAAAGCUUUAAUGAUGUUUAUAUUGCAUAUGAGCUGAUGGACACUGACCUGCACCAGAUAAUCCGUUCUAAUCAAGCCUUAUCAGAAGAGCAUUGUCAGUAUUUUCUCUAUCAAAUCCUACGGGGGCUGAAGUAUAUACACUCUGCAAAUGUUCUGCACAGAGACUUAAAACCUAGCAAUCUUCUCCUGAAUGCUAAUUGUGACUUGAAAAUAUGUGAUUUUGGACUGGCUCGUGUCACCUCUGAAAGUGAUUUUAUGACAGAAUAUGUUGUUACAAGAUGGUAUCGUGCACCAGAACUAUUGUUAAACUCUUCAGAUUAUACUGCAGCCAUCGAUGUAUGGUCAGUGGGUUGCAUUUUUAUGGAAUUGAUGGAUCGGAAGCCAUUAUUUCCUGGAAGGGAUCAUGUGCAUCAGCUGCGACUGCUUAUGGAGCUGAUUGGCACCCCAUCAGAGGCUGAGUUGGGGUUUUUGAAUGAAAAUGCUAAGAGAUACAUUCGGCAACUUCCUCUUUAUCGCCGGCAGUCUUUCACUGAAAAGUUUCCAAGUGUCCACCCUUUAGCUAUUGAUCUUGUUGAAAAGAUGUUGACAUUUGAUCCCAGACAAAGGAUUACUGUUGAGGCUGCACUUGCUCAUCCCUACCUAACAUCACUGCAUGACAUUAGUGAUGAACCUGUCUGCCUGACCCCCUUUAGCUUCGACUUUGAGCAGCAUGCAUUAACUGAGGAGCAGAUGAAGGAGCUGAUCUAUCGGGAGGCACUUGCAUUCAACCCAGAGUAUCUGCAUUAGUGAUGAGUCAUAUGCCAUUUAUUUGUCGUGGCUUUGAUCAGUGUGGUUAAAAAUGCUUUAUGUAGUAGUGGUGAUUGAUUUCUUCCUGUAUAUAUGUUCCAUCCAGAACAGGAUGGCCCUUGAAUUGAGAUAUUUGCUUAUGGGCAGAAUGCAGGAAAACAGAACAGGUAUAUUGGUGUUUGUACCGGCUCUCUUGAUUUCUUUUGUUGUUUUAUCUGUUGAAUGGAACCAACUUUCGACUCUCGUGUCUA
Molecule: messenger RNA, 1496 nt
Organism: Theobroma umbraticum
Lineage: Eukaryota; Viridiplantae; Streptophyta; Magnoliopsida; Malvales; Malvaceae
Gene: MPK10
Product: MAP kinase 10
Biological process (GO): protein phosphorylation
Molecular function (GO): ATP binding; MAP kinase activity
Source: RefSeq, a predicted model, not a curated record